UGAGAGCAGCAGCAGCUUCUCAUUGUCCAGCAUCCAGUUGCAAUUUGGAAGUCGCCUGUCUCUGCAACAAGAAUGUUUCGAAAGGCACACAGCCAUUAUGGUGGCAGUGUGGGACCCCGAAUUUCUAGUUCAGUAUCUACUCGACUCUCCAGCGGCCUUAUAUCUGGUGGCAGUGGAUAUGCAAGCAGUAGUUUAGGAGGUGGUGCUGGAUUUGGUGGUGGUGCUGGUGGUUUGGGCUUUGGUGCUGGAAGUGGCUAUGGAGGUGGCUUUGGAGCUGGAGGUGUCUUUGGAGCUGGAGGUGGCUUUGGAGCUGGAGGUGGCUUUGGAGGUGGCUUUGGAGCUGGAGGUGGAGAUGCAGCAUUCACUGGCGAUGGAAAAGCCACAAUGCAAAACCUCAAUGACCGUUUGGCUGCCUACUUGGACAAAGUGCGCUCCCUAGAAGCUGCUAAUCAUGAGCUGGAACAGAAGAUCAGAGACUGGCACAGCUCCUCCGCUACUGCUGCUGGGAUUCAGGGCAAGGAUUAUUCUCCAUAUUUCGCAAUCAUCGCUGAGCUGCGAGACAAGAUCUUUGCUGCCAGUUUGGACAACUCCAGGAUCAUCUUGCAAAUUGACAAUGCUAAGCUUGCAGCUGAUGACUUCCGAGUCAAGUAUGAGAAUGAGCUGGCUAUGAGGCAAUCGGUGGAGGCAGACAUCGCUGGUCUCCGCAGACUUCUUGAUGAAAUGACCAUGGCCAGAGCUGACCUGGAGAUGCAGAUUGAAGGUCUGAAGGAGGAGCUCAUUUACCUCAAGAAAAAUCAUGAGGAGGAAAUGCUGUCUCUGAAAAACUCAGUGUCUGGCUCUGUCAAUGUGGAGGUGGAUGCAGCUCCACAGGAAGACUUGGCCAGGGUGCUCGAGGAGAUGCGGGCACAGUAUGAAGCCAUCGUCGCGAAGAAUCAACGUGACAUGGAGAACUGGUACAAGAACAAGUUUGAUGAAUUGGACAAGCAGGUAUCCACCAAUACUGAAGCCCUUCAGUCAUCAAAGACAGAGAUCAGUGACCUGAAGAAGACUGUCCAGGGUCUGGAGCUUGAACUACAAGCACUUCUUACCAUGAAAGCAGCACUUGAAAACACUCUUGCUGAAACUGAGAACCGAUACGGGGCACAACUCCUCCAGCUACAAGACAUAAUCAACAGACUGGAAGGUGAACUGAUGGAGGUCAGGCAGAGCAUGGAGCGCCAGAGCAAUGACUACCAAAUGCUGCUGGAUGUAAAGACUAGACUCGAGAUGGAGAUUGCAGAGUACCGGCGACUGCUGGAAGGAGAGGACGUGGGAAGAGGCUCGAAGGGAGGAUUGGGAGGAGCAGGAAGUGGUUUUGGAGCAGGAGGUGGUUUUGGAGCAGGAGGUGGCAUUGGAAGCAGCUAUGGUGGUGGUAGCUUUGGAGGUGGCAUUGGAGGCAGCUUUGGUGGUACAGAUGGAAACUUCAGCACAAAUGACAAAGCCACCAUGCAAAACCUCAAUGACCGCUUGGCUGCCUACUUGGAAAAAGUACGCUCACUGGAAGCUGCUAACCAUGAGCUGGAACAGAAGAUCCGAGACUGGCACAGCUCUUCUUCUGCUGCUGGUGGGGCUCAAGCCAAGGACUAUUCCCCAUAUUUCAUGACCAUUGAAGACCUGCGAGCCAAGAUCUUUGCUGCCAGUUUGGACAACUCCAGAAUCAUCCUGCAAAUUGACAAUGCUAAGCUAGCUGCUGACGACUUCAGAGUCAAGUAUGAGAAUGAGCUGGCCAUGAGGCAAUCUGUGGAGGCAGACAUCGCUGGUCUCCGCAGACUACUUGAUGAAAUGACCAUGGCUAGAACUGAUCUGGAGAUGCAGAUUGAAGGUCUGAAGGAGGAGCUCAUCUACCUCAAGAAAAAUCAUGAGGAGGAAAUGCAGUCUCUGAAAAACUCAGUGUCUGGCUCCGUCAAUGUGGAGGUGGAUGCUCCUCCACAGGAAGACUUGGCCAGGGUGCUCGAGGAGAUGCGGGCACAGUAUGAAGCCAUCGUAGCGAAGAACCAACGUGACAUGGAGAACUGGUACAAGAACAAGUUUGAUGAAUUGGACAAGCAGGUAUCCACCAAUACUGAAGCUCUCCAGUCAUCAAAGACAGAGAUCAAUGACCUGAAGAAGACUGUCCAGGGUCUGGAGCUUGAACUACAAGCUCUUCUUUCACAGAAAGCAGCUCUUGAAAAUACUUUGGCUGAGACUGAAGCCAGGUAUGGGGCACAGCUCCUCCAACUACAAGAUGUAAUCAACAGACUGGAAGGUGAACUGAUGGAGGUCAGACAGAGCAUGGAGCGACAGAGCCAAGACUACCAGAUGCUACUAGAUGUGAAGACCAGACUGGAGAUGGAGAUUGCAGAGUACAGGCGACUGCUGGAAGGAGAGGACGUGGGAGGUUCAAGAGGAUCAGGAUCAGCAUGGGGAUCAGGAGGAGGAGGAGCAGGAGGAGGAGGAGCAGGGUUUGGGGUAGGAGGAAAAGCAGGAGCAGGAGGAGGAGCAGGAGCAGGGUUUGGGGUAGGAGGAGGAGCAGGAGGAUUUGGAGGAGGAGCAGGAGGAUUUGGAGGAGGAGCAGGAGGAGGAGGAUUAGGAGGAGCAGGGUCUGCAGCAGCAGGAAAAGCAGGAGGAGGAGCAAGUGGAGGAAAAGGUGGCUCUGGAUCAGGGGAAGCGUCGAUCACUGCAUCUUCAUCUGCCUCAGUGACCAAAACCGUGCCUGAAAAGGUAAAAGAGCCCGUCCGCACCAGGAAAGUGAAAAAACUGGUGGAAGACUUUGUGGAUGGAAAAGUUGUCAACACUCACGAAGAAGAGUUUGAAGAGGCGAUACGCUAAAUUUUCCAAGUGCACCAAAAGUUUUAAUGUUGAAUAAAAUGGUGUAAGUGUAUUUUGGUGGUAUAUCAUUUUUGAAAGUGAUACCUUGUAUGUUUAAGCAAACAAUGACAAACAUUACAUUGCACUAAUCUGAACUCUGAAUCUUAGCAAUAAAAAAUCUUUUCUCAAA
This is a messenger RNA of Erpetoichthys calabaricus (reedfish), 3016 nucleotides long. Its product is annotated as keratin, type I cytoskeletal 15-like. Gene Ontology annotation, molecular function: structural molecule activity. The record is from RefSeq and is a predicted model, not a curated record. The transcript is spliced from 16 exons. Bases 73 to 2847 code for a protein of 924 amino acids. Lineage: Eukaryota; Metazoa; Chordata; Cladistia; Polypteriformes; Polypteridae.